UACAGGCCGAAUAAAGAGAAAUAGCUCAUUCGUGUUCAAUGUAGUUGUUGUUUCUUUGAAAAGAAAAAAAAAACACAGAGAUUCAUCACUGGAGAAAUAAAAUGCUGCACCACUAGCACUAAUACAGAAUUUUAAGCGCUGACAUAAAACACCAUACAUCAUUCAGAAAUCAGUGAAAUAAAUUCGAUUUCGUGCGUGCGUAAUGGCAAAAUAAGUGAAAAUGCGAAUAUAAAACCAUUGUGAAUAAAUCGAACGGUGUCAAAAUUGUGAAUAAAUCGAACGGGCAAAUUUUACGACAGUACAAUCAACAAAGAACAUUAAUUUGAAUUUAAAAAAAAAUACAUCGAGCUGAUUUUGAUCUUAAAAGUGCAUUCAGUCUGUGUUGUUUAGUUGAUGCAGUGUACGUGCGCGUAAAAGAGCGUAUGUUUUUGUGUCAUUCAAAUUUUUUAUUUUGUAUUUCGUCAACUCAGUUACAAUAAUCUGUUUGAAUUUGUAUGAAGAAGCUGUUUGUGGUUGUUUCGUCGUGUAAUUUUUGUUCAAAGUGAAAUUUGUAUUACUCACCGUCGUUUAGUUUACAAAACAUUGACCGCGAUCGAAGCCCCCCUGAAGUACAGCGACUGACUAAACUUUAAAUUCAAAUCAACAGACAACAUUUAAAAGAAACAAAGAAUGUCGUCAUUAUCCACGAGUGUUGAACAUUUAGCUAGUAACAAUGAUUCACAGACAAAUGAUGGAUCAUCAAUGUGUCUGGAGCUUGCGUUGGAAGGAGAACGUCUGUGCAAAUCUGGCGACUGUAAUGCGGGUGUUGCAUUUUUUCAAGCUGCCAUACAAGCUGGAACCGAUGAUCUACGAACUCUGAGUGCCAUAUAUAGUCAAUUAGGGAAUGCAUAUUUCUAUUUAAAUGACUAUGCAAAAGCAAUGCAUUAUCACAAAUUAGAUCUAACAUUGGCUCGAUCCAUGGAAGAUAAAUUGGGCGAAGCAAAAUCGUCUGGCAAUCUUGGUAAUACACUAAAAGUAAUGGGCCGUUUUGAUGAGGCGGCUAUAUGCUGUGAACGUCAUUUAACGUUGGCACGACAAUUGGGCGAUCGUUUGUCUGAGGGUCGAGCACUCUAUAAUUUGGGAAAUGUAUACCAUGCAAAGGGAAAGCAUAUGGGACAAUCAGAUCCCGGCGAUUUUUCGGAUGAAGUGAAAGACUCACUUGUCAAAGCCGUUGAGUUCUAUCAACAGAAUCUUGCUUUAAUGAAAGAGUUGGGCGAUCGUGGAGCACAAGGUCGUGCUUGUGGUAAUUUAGGAAAUACUUAUUAUUUGCUUGGUGAUUUUGAGGCUGCCAUUGAGCAUCAUCAAGAACGGUUAAGCAUUGCCAGGGAAUUUGGUGAUAAGCCAGCCGAACGAAGAGCCAACAGUAAUUUGGGAAAUUCUCACAUUUUUCUUGGCCAAUUUGAAGAGGCGGCUGAACACUAUAAACGGACACUAGCACUCGCAAUUGAUUUGGGUGAACGUGCGGUUGAAGCGCAAGCUUGUUACAGUCUUGGUAAUACCUACACUUUAUUGAGAGAUUUUCCGGUCGCUAUUGAAUACCAUCAACGUCAUUUGACAAUUGCACAAGAGCUCGGCGACAAAGUGGGUGAGGCACGAGCAUGUUGGAGUUUGGGCAAUGCACAUUCAUCCAUUGGCAAUCAUGAUAAAGCAUUGAGUUUUGCACAACAACAUUAUGGUCUUGCCAAAGAUCUUGGCGAUUCAAUUGGAGAGGCGACAGCUAGAAUGAAUGUAUCCGAUUUGCGGAAGGUGCUUGGUAUGCCAGACAUUCCAUCGGACGAUGAAUCAACUGAUAAUAACGAUGUUACAAAUCAAUCACAAAAGAGCACCAGCACAUCUCAGGGCAAUAACACAACGCGAGAGAGUAGCUCACGACAAAUUCGGUUGACACCGGAUGGUAAACGUAACAUUACAAAUCCACACAAUAAUAGUGAUGCACAAGCCAAUGAAAACAAUGCAAAUAUUCCAGUACAAUCAACAUUACCGAAAGCGAAUGAAGAAGACUUCUUCGAGAUGUUGACACGAACGCAGAGCAAACGUAUGGAUGAUCAACGUUGUUCAUUAAAAGUGAUUGGUCAUUCACAAUCACAAUCCAGUCGAGAACCACCCGCAAUUCGAAAGCCACUUGUACAACAAAACAGUUUACCGGCUGUACCAAUGACGCCACAAUCAACGAAAGAAAAUCGAAAUGCUUUGCUGGAAAUGAUUGCCGAUUUGCAAUCGGAACGAAUGGAUGAACAGCGUGCUCAGUUGCCAACAACAUUACCAGGUCUUGUUCCAUCACCUCAAAACCAAAACACCCGACGCAAUUUGAUUAAUAAUCAACAAUCGGCUGCACGAAAUACGAAUAGCAGCUCAGGUGAACCAGCUCCAGAUGAUGCAUUCCUCGAUAUGUUGAUGCGAUGCCAAGGCUCACGUCUCGAAGAGCAACGCUCCGAAUUGCCACGAACAAAUGUAACAUUGGACAUGGAACAGGGCGAACCACCAAAUAACAAUCGUCGAAAUUGCGUGAACAAUAAUACAAAUAAUGCCGGAGCAACAGUACCCGAUGAAGAUUUCUUUUCACUCAUUAUGCGUGUACAAGGAGGCCGAAUGGAAGAUCAAAGAGCAGCCGUGCCAUUCAAUUUGAAUCGAACAAAUAAUAUUCGUUCAGCCCUAAACGCAGACAAUAACGCCGUUGGAUCAAGAAAAGCAAAAUAAAAUAUUUAUAUAUAUAAGAUUAAUAAGAAAAUUUACACAAUGUCUUCGGAAAUUUUUUCAAACUACACUUUAAACAAGAUACAAAAACUGAAUCUAUUUACUCAAUUGUCACAAAGUCUUAAGUCAAGAUGCUAUUUUUACAAUAUGUUUUUUUUUUCUUAGCAUUUUAUUGCCUUUUUACAUUUUAAUUCAUGAAAGAAUCUUUUCUUUAUUCGCACCUAAAUGAAAACAAUACACACAUAAUACUUUUUAUGUUCAUUCAAAAUACGAAACCAUGUAUAAUAAAAAAAAAACAUAUUAUGAUAAUGAUUUUUACAGAAAUUAUACCUAAUUUUUAAAAAAGAAACAAAAAAAAUUUAAUGCCUUUAUGAUGUUAUUGGUAAUGACCGUAGGCAAAUCGAACAAAAAGCAAGAUGAUUUUAUUGAAUCGGUACAAAAUCAACUAAAGGAUUUUUAUGCAAAACAAAAAAGUAUAAGAUUUAAAAAAAAAAAGUAAUAUUAUAAUGAAUUAUAUCGAAAUGAAAGUUUUAAAUUGAACCACACACACGCAAAUCAACAAUAGAUUUUUUUUAAAAUUAAUUUUCAGUUUGAAGUAAAUAUGAAAGUGUAGAAAAUUCUGACAGAAAUAUUUUGUAUCAUAUAAAAAAUGAUGUCGAUUUAGUUUGAUGUUCUUCCACUAAAUCAAAUGAAACCAAAAAAAGACAUUCACAAGAGUUUUAUAAUUUUACAAUUGAAAAAAGUGUUUUAUAAAUUUUCACUGGAAAUUCAUACUUGGACGUUUUUUUUAAAUCUAAAUACUCUUCAUUUAUUUUUUUGCUGAUCAUAAAUUCGAAGAGAUGUUCUCACUUACUUUAUAAAGCAAAUACAAAGCAUAUAUUAAGUCAUUUUUUUGAUCAUAGAAUUUCUAACGAUAAAUUAACUAUCGAGAAUUUCAUAUUCAUUCGACAAAUAAAUGCAUACAUCAAUAAAUAGCCAAAAACAUUUUUUUAGAAUAGCAAAUUAAUAUGAUAUUACAUUUUAAAAAGAAAGAAUAAUAAUUCACAGUGAAAACAUUGAGAGCAUACACACAAAGAAAUUAUACAAUGAAAACUAGAUGACUUGUCGUAUAAAAUUCGGAACUAGUUGACACUCCGUAUAAAAUUGUAUUUUUCCAUCUAAUUUCAUACAAAAUAUCAUUCAAAGCAUAAACGAAGAGCAGUUCGCACAAAAGAGAAUACACAAAAACGAUGUUUGGUAUGAAAUUAGAUGGACAUUGGACAAAUACAAUUUUAUACGGAGUGUCACCUAGUUCCAAAUUUUAUACGACAAGUCAUCUAGUUUUCAUUGUAUUUUUUCUCUGUGUGUAAUAGAAUUCUCCAUAAUAUUAUAACUGGUCAUUAUUAAGCUGUUGAGAAAAAUUGUACUGUAGCAUUUCAGUUACCUUCCAUACAAUGCACUUUAAGCACACACAUAUUUUAAAAUAAAUGCCAAUGAUUUUAUUGACGAUACA
Molecule: messenger RNA, 4225 nt
Organism: Contarinia nasturtii (swede midge)
Lineage: Eukaryota; Metazoa; Arthropoda; Insecta; Diptera; Cecidomyiidae
Gene: pins
Product: G-protein-signaling modulator 2
Exons: 7
Coding region: 670-2736 (688 amino acids)
Molecular function (GO): protein binding; GTPase regulator activity
Source: RefSeq, a predicted model, not a curated record